Messenger RNA from Cylindrotheca closterium, 1359 nucleotides. The record is from the annotation of a GenBank genome assembly. NCBI's taxonomy places the organism in Eukaryota, Bacillariophyta, Bacillariophyceae, Bacillariales, Bacillariaceae.
AUGCGUAAAGAUCCACCAGUAGCCUUUGUCAAUGGUUUCGGUUGCAGGACGCUGAGUAGGAGAAGUCAUCACAAUCAGUAUUCUGAACCAGAAACCUUAUUAUUCCAUCAUUCAUCACGACAUGGGUCUUCUCCACAAUGGAGUAGAGGAUUGUAUUCACCUUCCCUUCAUUCAAGGCAUCAUCAGCAUAACGCCAACAUAUUCAGAGGCAACCAACCAAGCCCAGUUUUACAUUCGGUCAAUCCUUUGUUGGCUGCAAUAGAUCUGACUUCGACUGCUGUGGUUUACAGAGGCUUUGGAUUCUUUUCAUUAUUGGUCUCCUUUUUGGUUGGUGGUCUCUUUUUCUCCAGUAUACUAGCCGGGUUGACAGCGAUAACGGCCAUUGGUAAGCGGAAUGCACUUGAGGUUUUGUCGAUUGUCCGGUUGGUGGUUUCCAAUGUUUGGGGCUUGUUUGUUGCAAGCCUGCAAGAGUUCCGGAAGGCAUUGCGGCUGGAUGGGAAGUGGCAAUGGAAAUCAGCAUGGAUGGUACUCAAGUCGAAACUCUUGGAGACCCGUCAAGUUGCUCAAGAUGGUGUCAAUGCUGUCAAGAGCCAGGCCAAAUUCUAUGCUGCUGCAGUAGGUGUGCCGGGUCUCAUUCCUAUUCAGUAUCUAUUGGACCGACUCAUGCCCUAUACAAUUGCCUCGGCCAUGGAAGAGGCCCUGAAAGAUGCUCUGAAUAAUCUCAAGGGAAAUCCACAAAUUCGAGCGAUUCAACUAGCUUCGUUUGAAUCGGGAACCAAGGCUCCACAGCUGACAGCCUCUCGGGCCUACGAGCUGGAAAAUGCUAUUGCUUUUGACUUGGAUAUGGUUUGGAAGUCCAAUCUUGCUUUUACCUUGAACAUUACUCCCAAACUACUUUGGAUCAAGAUCCCUGUCAGCAUCCAAAAUCUAGUCUUCAAGGGAUGCGUCCGAGUCCAACUGACUCCACUUACCAAGAAACCGCCGGGAUUUGGAGCCAUUCUAGUUUCUUUCCCUGAGGUUCCCGUUAUCGAUAUGGACAUUCAAGUUGCUGGAGGCCAAAUCACCAAAGUGCCUUGGCUGAGAAAGGAAAUUGAAAACGAAAUCGCCAAAGCAGUAAAGGAUGAAUUCUUGUGGCCCAAACGUGUCGUCAUCCCAAGUGCACCCAAUUCUUUGUCAAGGAAACAACUCCUAGAACUCCAGCAGGAAGAUAAGGAUCCAUUUCGUCUGGCAGAGCUAGCCCAAGAAUCCGAGCAACCCAUUUUGAAAGAAUACAUGGAGUCUUGCAAACCUGAUCAAAAGUCGUUGUUGUCCAAUCUUAAGAUCAUGGUCCGACCCGAAAAGGAAGAGAAGAAGGGAUAA